AUUGUCGCCGCGAUUGCCCCUGCCGCUGAGACCGCCGCUGCGGCGUCCCCGCAGCCGCGCCCGCGUCGGGGCCAUCGUGGCCCCAAGGGGGGGCAUGGUGUCGGGGGUGGUGGGGGUGGUGGUGGUGGUGGUGGUGGUGGUGGUGGUGGUGGUGGUGGUGGUGGUGGUGGUGGUGGUGGUGGUGGUGGUGGUGGUGGUGGUGGUGGUGGUGGUGGUGGUGGUGGUGCUGCUGCUGCUUGGUGGCGGGGACAAUGGGUCCGACGAGGGGAUCGGGGCUGAGUUCGCAAACACAUCGUACUCCUUAUCCCUGCCCAUCCCCAUCCCCCUCUCGCUGCCUGUCCAGCCCUCGGCGCGAUACCAACCCAAGUCCCUUCAGACAAGAGCCUCCAUGGAGAUCGGAGUAUGGGGCCAGUUUUAGUGGUUGGAGAGAUGAGAAUGGGGAGAGGGAGACAGCUUUGGAACAAAGAGAGGGUUGCGACGGAGUAGCACUGCAGCUGGGAGGCAUAGGCG
Messenger RNA from Closterium sp. NIES-67, 510 nucleotides. NCBI's taxonomy places the organism in Eukaryota, Viridiplantae, Streptophyta, Zygnematophyceae, Desmidiales, Closteriaceae. The record is from the annotation of a GenBank genome assembly.